This is a messenger RNA of Mollisia scopiformis, 2213 nucleotides long. RefSeq lists its product as uncharacterized. The record is from RefSeq and is a predicted model, not a curated record. Bases 6 to 2147 code for a protein of 713 amino acids. Lineage: Eukaryota; Fungi; Ascomycota; Leotiomycetes; Helotiales; Mollisiaceae. The transcript has 2 exons.
CAUCAAUGCAGCAGAUUCGUGAUUCAGUUCGGUCAGGUACCAAAGUGGACUUUGCCCGCUUGAUGAACUGGCCUUCCGAUCAGAGCAACCCUUCGUACGCUUUCGGAAACGUUAACAGACAGAUGAACUUUAUAGGAAAUGCCGAUCGUGACGGCCAGCCGGCCCAAGAUUUAUAUCCGAAUUUCAUCCAAUUUCGACAAGCGAGAGGCUCCCUGGACGCCACAGAUGUUGAACGUUGGGUAGAGUUUUGUUGCCGACUGGUAUGGUUAGCAGGCUUGAUAGCGGAGGACCCAGCAGAAGCGCUUCCAUUUUCUCAAUGGUUCGCCAGUGUUGCUGGCAACGGAGCAAUACAGCGCAGCGGCAGUCGGCUGAGCAUCCUUGAUUUACUGAGCCGGAUGAACUUCCCUGCUGAUACUACUAUGUACUGGAAAGAGCGUAUCGCCAAGUUCGCGUGCUAUACACCUGGUGAUGCUGAUGACAGAGUGGAUGAUGAAUUGCCUCCAGCAGGCUACACGUAUCCCUCCCAGGGACCAGGCGGAGCUGGAGGUGGUGGAGGCGGGGGAGACGGAGGCGCAGGUCCUCUUAGAGACCCUCCUGGGGAUGACGAGGACGAUGAAGAUGAUGACGGAGAUAAUGGGGACAAUGCUAGCCCCAGCCGUAGAGUAAAUAUUAACCCAACCAGCAGAAAACGACCUGCGCCCCAUCGGGGCGAGACUCCAGCGCAGAAGAUACAACGGAAGGCAGAUUGGAGAAGGGGAAGAGUUCGGACACCUAGUCCACCUCCGAGCCGGCCUCCAACCCCAGAAAUUGCAGGUAGACGUUUACCACCCGGUGGAAGGGGAACGGCCCCAAAAGAGACUCCUAUUAACAAGGAUGCGCGACAAAUAGCCAUAGAGUUGAACCAGGCUGUGCGAAGAGCCCUGGCAGCUGAGCUAGAAGCUCAAAGACUGGCCCGUGAGGGGGUAGACGCAGCAGAGAUAGAGCGUCGUAGACGUGAAGCGGAAGCAGCAACAGACAGAGAGCGUCUAAGACUUGCAGCAGCGGCGGCGGAAACGGAAGCAGAAGUAGAAGCGGCAAGAGAGAUGAGGCGUCUCAGAGAUGAAGCGAGAGUGGCGGAAGAGACAGAGCGUCUAAGACUUGCAGCGGAAGCGGCGGCAGAAGACCCAGAAGCAGCUGAAGAGACAGAGCGUUUGAGAGUUGCGGCAGCGGAAGCAGCAGUAUCAACUCAACCUACCGAUGUAAGACUAGAAGAUGGCACACUCGUUUACAUCCCGGACGAUUUUUACAAUGGAACCAUGGGCUUGAAUCCGGAUGCCAUAACCGAGGUCUCUGGUCUUCGAAUACUUUGGGACGACCUAGGGGGGCCACCUAAAAAACCGACAGCCGGACAAGAUGCUGCAGCACCUGCGUUGACGCUAAACCCAGGCGAAAGUGAUACCAGUCUUAGAAGGCGAUGUAUCAGGGCAGCCAUUCAACAGAUAAUUGACGCAUUUGUCGCGAGCGAGAGAGCUGCAGCUGCUAUUCAAUCCGCCGCUGAAGCUGCUGCUGCCAGACAGGACCUCGAAGAUGCGGCGUCAGAGAGGUCAGCGAGGCCAGAUUUAGAUCUACAAGUUCCCGCGGAAGGAAUGAUCGCACCGGUUGGAGUCAUAGCCGAGGAAGAGGAAAUGAGAUUUGACGGGUUUAGUUGGCAAGUGGCCAACUUCAAUCUGAACCGAUGGAACAUCCGGGACGUCAGUUCGAGGAUAACAAACCGAGCUGGAACCGAGCGGCGCGGAGUUUGUGGUAUUCGAUCAGUUAUUGAGGCGAUGAGGCUUCAAUACCCUGAUGACCCGCUUGGUCAAAUAACGCCGGUGGCUUUACUUGAACGCUUCACCGAGAUGCGCAGAACUUCAGGCGAACGACCUAACGCGCUGAUCACUGACGUUGAACUUAAUCAGCUUUUGUUUGAGUGGACAGGAGGCCGGUACUCUGUUGUGGUUUACGAUAUGAAUGCAGAGUUUCCUGAAGAGCUUCGAGCUGCGAGGCGAGUCGGGACUCCAGAAGAACAAGCACGGCAAAGUCGGAAUCUGUUUCUGAUAUAUGGACCGCAUACGGAUGGAGCAAUUGGAAAUGAGGGGGGGCAUUGGCAGGCAUUGCAGAGGAAGUAGUUCAGAAAAUUCUUGUUUUACCAACAAUCCAGACCCAGGGGUGGAUCUGGACUGUCACAGGCAAAG